Messenger RNA from Sorex araneus (European shrew), 933 nucleotides. Its product is annotated as olfactory receptor 11L1-like. Gene Ontology annotation, molecular function: G protein-coupled receptor activity; olfactory receptor activity. The coding region runs from base 1 to 933 and encodes 310 amino acids. Gene Ontology annotation, biological process: G protein-coupled receptor signaling pathway. The record is from RefSeq and is a predicted model, not a curated record. Gene Ontology annotation, cellular component: membrane. The transcript has a single exon. NCBI's taxonomy places the organism in Eukaryota, Metazoa, Chordata, Mammalia, Eulipotyphla, Soricidae.
AUGGGUAAUCUGACCAUAAUCAAGGAAUUUCUUCUCCUUGGAUUUGGGAGUCUCCAUGGGUUAAAUUAUUUCCUAUUUGGGAUAUUUCUAGGAAUCUACAUAGUUACCUUACUGGGGAACAUUCUCAUCCUUACAGUCAUUUCCCUGGAUCGCAGCCUCCAAAUCCCGAUGUACUUUUUUCUCUCCAAUUUCUCCUUCCUUGAGAUCUGGUACACUACCUCCAUUUCUCCUAAGAUGCUGAAGACCCUUCUGUCAGGUCCUGAGGUAAUUUCCUUUGCAGGUUGUGUGGCCCAGUUUUAUUUUUUUGGUUCCAUGGCAGUAGUUGAGUGUUUUCUGCUAGCAGCCAUGUCUUACGACCGCUACCUUGCUAUCUGCAGCCCCCUUCAAUACCCAUCCCUCAUGAACAUUCAUACAUGCAUCCUGCUUGCAGGUGGUUCUUGGCUGGGUGGAUUCUUAACACCAGUUGUUACUGUCACCAUGACCUUCCAGCUGCCAUUCUGUGCAGCCUAUGAGGUUGAUCACUUCUUCUGUGACUUGGCUCCUGUGCUGAAGCUGGCCUGCUCUGGUGCUGAAACCGUUGAGAAAACCACCUUCCUCAUGGCCACUUUUGUCACUAUGGUACCUUUCCUACUAACAGUGGCCUCUUAUAUCCGCAUUGUUGCCACUGUGCUCAGGAUUCCUUCAGCUUCGGGAAAGCAACGGGCCUUUUCUACCUGCUCCUCUCACCUCAUUGUGGUCACUCUGUACUAUGGGACACUAGGAACAGUGUAUGCCAUUCCCACAGCAACCCAAGCUGCUGCCCUUAACAAGAUCUUCUCCUUACUCUACACUGUGGUUACCCCCAUGAUUAACCCCAUAGUAUACAGCCUAAGAAACAAGGAUGUUAAAAAGGCAGUGAGAAAGCUCAUGAGUCAUUGGGCAUAUUUCAAGUGA